Ceratina calcarata is the source of this 3791-nucleotide messenger RNA. RefSeq names its product synaptic vesicle glycoprotein 2C. The record is from RefSeq and is a predicted model, not a curated record. The transcript has 11 exons. Gene Ontology annotation, biological process: transmembrane transport. Bases 1203 to 2696 code for a protein of 497 amino acids. NCBI's taxonomy places the organism in Eukaryota, Metazoa, Arthropoda, Insecta, Hymenoptera, Apidae. Gene Ontology annotation, cellular component: membrane. Gene Ontology annotation, molecular function: transmembrane transporter activity.
CUGCCAUUCUUCGACCCGACCAAAUUCCACCCGAAUCGAUCCAUUUUUUAUUGACCGGUCGCACGCGACCACUCGGUUCACGUGUACACACAUACACCUCGUCCGACCAAGUUCACGGUGACGAGUAGAACGUGCUUGGACCGUAUCGCCGACGCCGACGCCGACCCCGACGUUUAGGGGUUGCGUCUUCGACGACGUUUCGUCCGUCUCGUUACGCAGUGACAAUCGUAUGCCAUACAUCGUAUGCCGUAAAACGGUCGAACGUCAUCGGCGAUACAUGGAACCUUGGAGAGUGCGUCGAGUGGAAAAGUUCGCCUUCGCGAUUCGCGAUACGUACGACCAGCGGUACGAGACAAGGGAUUAAUUGCAUAGGACUUUGCCACGAUAAAUAUUCGAACGAUACCGUGGCCAGCGUAUGUCAGCUCCACAUUCGCGUCCUACGAGUUUACAUAAGCAUGCUUUUAAGACAAUGUGAUAAAAAUUCUAUUAUUGUUUCAAAAAGUGAAACGUUAUCGUGCUAGAAUAAUAAUUACUCGCGGUGGCUCGCUAACAACCAAGCCGACUCAUCGUUGUUGGCACUGAUCUCGUACUAAAUUGGUCAGAAGGUUCUAGAGGCUCCAGAUAACAGACCGAACGGCGACAGUCGACGAUCCACCACGCCGAAACCUAUCUCGAACUUGACCCAGACUCGACGACGCCGAACGUGUUCCACUCGAAUCUGACAAUCGAACCUCACCUAAAAUCGCAUCCGACGAUCGCACGCCGAGAACCCGAGACUUACUGUCCGACUGAAACUGCAACGGUGUCCCUGAAGGGACAUCCUCAAAGUUUGAUCGAGGGCACCGAUCGAACCGACCACGCAACUAUUCGUAGUUUAAAAAAAAGUUUUUCACUAACAGCGUUGAUGAAACAAAGAUAUGGGUAUCGAAUCGUGAAUCACUGGGUGAGCGAAAUCUGUUUCGCUGCCAAGAGACAAAGGAAAGGCGAUCGUGGGCGGCGGGUCGAAGCGCCGAAAGAAAUUUCGUACGAAAUAGAGGCCCCCCGGGGAUUCGUUCGCUCUCGUCCAACGGAAUGUUUUUAUUCUCGGAACGAACGCGCGGCGCGACUUUCACGUCGGCCUAUACGGCACCAAACAAACGACCGAGACCGUGGUCCAAGAUGCCGUCGACCAAACAGGAUUUGGCAAAUUCAACCUGAAGAUCAUGGCCGUCUCCAGCAUGAUCUUCAUGAACGUCGCGUUCAGCAUAACCAGCAUCGGGUUCAUAUUGCCGUCCGCAGCGUGCGACUUCCAGAUGACCACGGUCGACAAGGGGAGGCUUAGCGCCGCCCCCAUGUUAGGUAUGUUGGCUGGCUCGUACAUAUGGGGCUGCUACGCAGCGAUCAGAGGUCGGAGAAUGUCUUUACUGGUGGCACUAUUUCUACACGGUGUCUCCGAAUUACUGGCAUCGAUAGUCCCGCUCUAUUGGAUCUUUCUGUUUCUCAAGUUCCUGAGCGGCGCAGCCAUGAACGGACAAUCGGCGGUGGUGUUCUUGUACCUGGGCGAAUUCCAACCGACCAAAUAUCGAGACAAGAUGCUCUCGUGGAUGGAAAUGGCUUGGGUGGCUGGGAUGAUAAUUCUGGCAGGGGUUGGUUGGAUCGUCAUCCCGCUGGAGGUGAACUUUGUUUACGAAGGUUACUUCUUCCACUCGUGGAAUCUGUUCGUCUUCAUAUGUUCGCUCCCGGCCUUGUUGACCGGCUCUUGGCUGUUGUUUUUCCCGGAAACGCCCAAGUAUCUCGCGGAGACGGGCAAUAAUGUGCAAAUGUUGGACGUUCUGAUGACAAUGUACUCAGAGAACAAUGCGCAACCACCCAAGGAGUAUAUCACGAAGCUUCGUAACUGUGGCAACAACAAUUUGAACGAUCUGGUGCACCGAAUAAUGCACACCAGGGAGCCAGAGGACGUGGCAGAAAGAUCGUUCCACCGUAUGUUAAACGACAUAUGGACAAAGACCAUGACGAUACUCAGGCCUCCGUUCCUUUGCCGAACGAUCGUCAUGUGCCUGAUCGCCUGCUUCGUCACGUCCUCUUAUUACACGCUGACUCUGUGGCUACCGGAACUGUUUCACAGAUACGCGGACUUUCAUGAUGCGUACCCCGAUCAAACGGCCAGCGUUUGCACUCUGAAGAGCGCGAGGAAUGCUACGUCGACGAUGGAACACUCGGAGGAUCCGUUCGGCUGUGACUCCAGAGUACAAACGAGCGUGUUCGUGCACACGUUCAUUUUGGGUGCUUCCUGUAUACCCACGGGCCUGCUGUUACCCUUACUCGUCAACUACUUGGGAUACAAAUUCUUCCUCGUGAUAACAGCCUUUGUCCCAGCUAUCGUGACGGCUUGUCUCUUCCUGGUACAAACGUCCACCCAGAACUUGAUACUCUCGUGCGCUUACGAGUCCGUCACGUCCGUUUGUCUGAGCGUGGUCUACUGUCUUUUAGUCGACCUUUAUCCGACGCACUUGAGAGCGAUGGCGUCCGGUUUGUCGGCCCUGAUCAGUCGUAUAGGUGCCAUCAGUGGUACUCUGAUGAUCGGGUAUCUGAUCGACGAUUACUGUACGUUAGUGAUCAUCAUCGUAGCCGCCCAAAUGUUCCUGAGCGGUCUGCUGGCCCUGUUCACGCCGGGACGUAAGAAGAGAUCCAAGCCGGACAUCGAGAAAUCUUAACCAGAGUGUCCUUAAAGAAAAUUGAUCGGUCGACGGAGCGAGGAGAGCGGCGAACCGAAUUUUCAGUUAAACCAGGAGCUUUCGGUAAAUCUAGAAGACACGAACUCCAACUAGAACUAGAGAAUCUCUCCUUUGAAAUUAUUGUUACAAUAAUCCCGUUUUAACGGCAGACAAUUAUGAGUCAAUAGUAUUUCUUAUCAAGCUUUACGACGACUCACGAGCAAGCGAUCUUCUAAUUAUUAUCAAAGUACGUUCAACCCACACAUGUACUUACUAACAAGACGUAUAGACGAACGCCGUUGUACGUCUUGUUAAUAUAUACGCCGUGAUACUUAAUAUUUAGGAAGACGUGUGCAACCGCUCCAAGUAUUUUCCGACGAGUCUUGAACUUUCACGCUCGAGCGAUCAGUAUAAAACGCACAGAUAAUUUCGCGUGUACUCAACGAAUACGAAGAAUUGACGAAAGUGGAAUUCAUUUUUUAAACUGACUCGGUGACGGUCCACCGAUUGAAAGUGUAACGAUUCAAGUACGGCAGGCAUUCCGCUACUAUUACUUUACGUCUAUACGUAUAUACGCUGUUAAAGAUGUUCACGCCGAACGCGCGUUCCGUACUUACGUUUAGAACUCAACGCGCACGACUAGAGAUAAUCGAAAUGGAAAAUAACAGAAACGCGUGAGUCUAUCGUUGAGUUAUUCUCGGGAUCAACGAAUUUAUAUGAACGGUACUUAAAAUUAUUAUAACGUAGAACGUAUUCGACGAAAAGAGUUUCGAGUAAACGUGCUAGAUCGAUCUGUUUGGUACUUAACGAGAUGGCGGCGGGGGAAUAGGUGUGAGAGGAGUCUCGGAUACUCGAGUAAACCGAUUAUCGCAACGAUCGUUGUUCACGCGACGCUGACACGCUGAUCGGUCAGAAUCGAAACGACGAUCGCAUCUCAUUCGUCCGACGGGGUUUACUCUUCUAUUUUUCUAUGUACCACUACUUUUUAUACACGUAUAUGUAUACGAAUAUGUACACGUAUGGACUUUGUCGCGUAGACCGUUUGUAUAUUCGCCAUUCGAGUACAAUAAAAAUUACAAAAGUACAAUAUAAAUA